Messenger RNA from Scylla paramamosain (green mud crab), 3944 nucleotides. Its product is annotated as 1-acyl-sn-glycerol-3-phosphate acyltransferase delta-like. NCBI's taxonomy places the organism in Eukaryota, Metazoa, Arthropoda, Malacostraca, Decapoda, Portunidae. Bases 242 to 1411 code for a protein of 389 amino acids. Gene Ontology annotation, cellular component: endomembrane system. The record is from RefSeq and is a predicted model, not a curated record. Gene Ontology annotation, molecular function: 1-acylglycerol-3-phosphate O-acyltransferase activity. The transcript has 9 exons.
GCCACCCCCGUGUCUGCCUCCUCGCUGGGCUGAGCCGCCGAGGUGCGCAGUGCGGCAUCAGCUGAUACUAGACGACGCUGAACUGGACUGGACUGGAGCUGACCUUACACGCUGACCUAUGCUAGCCCCCUCUCAGCCUCAAGAUGUUUUAGCAGAGAGAGAGAGAGAGAGACAUAGAGAGCAAAUCCUGACGUAAUACAAAGUUGUGGAAACUGAACCAUAAUUCACAAGGAUAAACACCAUGUGGGAAUUGGAGGAUUUCACCAAAAUUCGCAGGUGGUAUGCACUGCACCUGCUGCUCUGCGUCACCUUCUUCAUAUCAGGCGUGAUAAUAAAUGCUGCACAGUUCCUGCUCUACGUCACACUGAGACCCUUCAACAAACGCCUCUACUGCAGCAUCAACUACUACCUCAUGUAUUCCCUCAUGUCCCAAGUUUUGUUCCUUGCUGAGUGGUGGUCUGGCUCUGAUGUGAGGGUGUUCACCUCAGACGAGUCGUACAAGCACUGGGGCAAGGAACAUGCACUCAUCAUCAUGAACCACACCUUUGAAGUGGAUUGGCUUAUGGGGUGGAUCGUGGCUGACCGCAGUCAAACUCUUGGGUCUGCAAAAGUAUUUGUCAAGAAAAUGAUGCAGUACGUCCCAACUAUAGGGUGGGCCUGGCGAUUCUCUGAUGCAAUAUUUUUGAAUCGCAAAUGGGAAGAGGAUAAAACAGUUAUGGAGACACAGAUCAAAGAAUUCUUUGAUUAUCCAUACCCAGUGUGGAUGCUGCUGUUUGCUGAGGGUACAAGGUUCACUCCUGCCAAGCACAAAGCCAGCAUGGAGUUUGCCCGCAAGAGAGGCCUGCCAGAGCUGAAGAGACAUUUAAUUCCUCGCACUCGGGGUUUCAUCCAAUGUGUCCAGUCACUUAAAGGAAACUUCCCAGUCAUCUAUGACGUUACUGUGGGCUUCAACACCAAGGAGGGCGUGGCACCAACCCUACAAAACAUGCUGCGUGGAAGGAAGGUCAUGAGUGAAAUAUACAUACGGCGGAUUCCUCUCAGCGAAGUUCCAAAUGAUGAUGAAGGUGCAUCAAACUACCUGCAUGAGUUGUACAGGCAAAAGGACAAGUUACUGGACAGCUACAUGAGGACAGGGAGCUUCACCCAAGAGAAUGAUCUGCCAAAGCACGACAGCCGUCCGAUGCCGAGGAGACCGUACUCUCUCAUCAACAUGUUGUUAUGGGCAGCCUUCGUGCUCUCCCAGAUCCUCCGCUUUUAUUACAAUCUCGUCGUCAGUGGGUCCCUCUUGUCCCUCUCCUUUGCUGUCGGCAUCGUCAUCUGUGCAUACAUCGGCCUGUACAAGAUGAUAGCACUAACAAAGAUAGAGAAGGGAUCAGAGUAUGGAAGCACAGACACCAAGAAGGAAGAGUAGGAUACCUAUGUGAGGGAAACAGUUUCUGCUAAGGUAAGGCAUUUCAUCUCUGAGCCUCUAGGGAUUUUUCACAUCAUUUUGUAAGCAGCGCUGUUACAAAAGUUGGUACUUGAUCGAGUUAAUAGGUUCCGUGAUGUUUAUUUUUGUUUAUUUUUUGCAUUAGAAGUUGAGGAUGUUAUUGUUGAAUAUUGACAACGUUUUCAUACCAGUAGACUCCUCCACAGUCAAGUGCUGCAGUUGUAUUGCAAUGCUUUCUUAGAGAAACUGUUUUUUUACUAGUUUAUAUUAGGAAUUGUAUAAUUUAUAUUGUAAUGUUCCAAUUGCUCCUUAAGAUCUAGGCUGAAACUGAUUGGCAGUGGUCAUUAUUAUAAAUAUUUAGUGCAAAGCAGAUGCAUUACAAUAGGCACAUUAUAAAUUUCUGCUGAACUAGCUGAGGUUUGGGUGUAAUGAAUCAUAAUUAUACUAGUAAGUCAUUAGUUAUGGAAAUACAAGAGGAAACUUGAGUCUAAAAAGUUAAGUUUCUAUAAAUAAGAUAAAUUGUAUGUAAUUUACAUGGGAUAUUUUUUGUUGGUUUGAAAUUGAGGAUGACCAAUAUAUUUAUAUACCAAUAUAUGAGUAACUCAGGGGAUCCCAUCAAUUUAAUGUUCUGUAGAGUGUAUUAUUGGAAGACACUGGUACUUGCAUGGUAUUAGUCCCACCCAAAACUAGCAUUUGCUCAUUCAUAGCACUCUGUAGGAACUAUUGCUGCUUUAGCAAUAGACAAAGCAACUUGCACCAAACCUUGUACUCCUCAAGUCAAUAAGCAUCUUAAUUCCCUGAAGAUUAGACCUGAAGGUGGGAUACUGAAAGGUGAAUCAUCUCAAUAUGAGUUAGUUUUCACUUCAUGACUCAGCAACUGUAUUUCAAUCUUAUUUAUUUUUAGUUAAUUUUAUUGGUUUCAGUCUUGUGAUUGGAACACUAAACCCAAUGUUGGCUUGGUGACCACAGCUGUUGUGGUUUUGUGGUAUGGUGUGUGAUGAAUGAAGAUUAUAUAUUGUACAGUAAACUGGUGGAUUUCUUUCAAUGCAGGCCUUGUGUUGGUUGUUGGAAGUAAGUCAGUAGCAUGUUUUUGUAUUUGAAGUGGUUCAAACAAUAAUUUAUUUCUUGUAGCUAAAACAUAUCUACAUGAUAACAAUCUCAGAUGAUUCAAUCAUCAGCUGAUUUUGAUUUUUAAAUUUUCAUUUAAUAUUUUGGGUUCGACUUGUGAACCUUACCUAGUGUUCUUGUGUGAGAUUUAUAUUCUCACAAAAAUUAGGGAGGCAUCUUAAGUCAUGGUUUUAUGUAUGAUUUUUAGCUCAUAAAUUAGUUUAAAUUAGUAUUUUGCAUUUGCUGAAGUUUUUAGGUAAUAGAGAUGUGCCUGUACUAGCCAAGAGAGCCUGUGGAGCUGACUGCAGGGGUGCUGAGGCAGCAUCAGGUGAAGGCUUAAAUUGCUGAUUUUACUUAUUUCUUGUCAACAUUUGAAUGCCUGCUUCAUUUGUGACAUUGUUAUUUGUUUAGCAUUGCGUGAUGAGAGACCCUAGACUUGGGUUGCCAUGAGGUCCUACCACUGAGAAAAGACCUGUUUGUGAGUUUCUUUUCUUUUAUUUUGCUUAAUGUGUACAGUGUGUACAAACUUUGGGCCAGUUGUUCAUGUUCAUACUUAUGAAAGGUGCACUCCAUGUCCCUGAAGUGUUAAACCAAAAACCAGUGACGUCACUGAAGCGGUGCAGGUGGUGUGCAUUUCUGCGGCACUGUGAGCAGACCAAGUUGUCUUGUAGUGCCAGUAGUGACUAGCCACCUCCUUGCAGUGCUAUAGUGAGUGAAAUGGUGCUGUUCUAACUGCUUUAUUACGAUAGGUAAAUUGUGUUCACGAUUCACACUGUAAAAGCAGGAUGGUCAUCAAAUUUUGCUCUCUUUAUCACUUUCUCUGUUGGUAGCUGUUCCAGUCUACAGGACCUUGUGAAACACAGCUGCUCUUCUUUUUCCCACAUCACAGCUGGAAGUUUGCAAAUUUAUCACAUUAUGCUCUUAUUUAUCUCGGAACAUGGUUGUGUUUUACUUUCAUAUUGUGAUCCCAGAAAGACAGAUGAGGGAUAGCAAUAGAGACAGAACAGAGCUCGAGUGGUUGGUCAGUGUGUGAGUCACUCUUUUGGCCGCAAAUGGGGAAGGGACUCAACUCUGCCAUUGUCACUGCAAUAAGCUGUAUAGAGUUACUAGGGUGGCGAGGUGUCAGAGCUGAGUCGAGGUGACCCCAGGAGACCAUGUACAAAGGUAGUACAAAUUUGUUUGGGUCUCUGGUCCUCAUCAGCCUUCUCAUACCCCGUGGAUCCCAAGCUGUUCUUUCAUUUCUUUCACACCCACUUACCACAGCCGGUGAAGGAAGAGAAGUGUUGGAUUGCUUUUCUGUCUGUGUGUAGGAUUCCAGACAGGAUUUUACUCUGUAUAUUGAGACUUUAUUUUGGAACCAUUGUAGAAUGUUUGCAUCACUAGAGAUAAAAUUAUUGUUCCAUGUAAA